Messenger RNA from Rhodamnia argentea, 1162 nucleotides. RefSeq names its product histone chaperone ASF1B. Gene Ontology annotation, biological process: DNA replication-dependent chromatin assembly. Gene Ontology annotation, molecular function: histone binding. Gene Ontology annotation, cellular component: nucleus. The coding region runs from base 235 to 819 and encodes 194 amino acids. The record is from RefSeq and is a predicted model, not a curated record. Lineage: Eukaryota; Viridiplantae; Streptophyta; Magnoliopsida; Myrtales; Myrtaceae. The transcript is spliced from 3 exons.
AGGAAAAAAGAAAAGAAUCAAAAUCCGUCCUUUGCUGUUCCUGCAAAAAAUCACGAAGUUCUUUUGAUUCUGAAGAUUUCGCUUCUCUUUCAUCUCCGCGUCUUUCCUCUGUAUUCGCGCGCCUGUUUCGAGCUCCAUGAAGGUGGUUCCGCUUCUAGGAAGCUAGGGUUUCGCUCCAAUUCGCUGAGCCCGUUUCACGCGCAGGGACGGCGUCGCUCCCAGAUUCGAAGAGCAAUGAGCGCUGUGAACAUCACGAACGUCACGGUAUUGGACAAUCCCGCCUCUUUCCUCACUCCUUUCCAGUUCGAGAUCUCCUACGAGUGCGUCACUCCUCUCAAAGACGAUUUGGAAUGGAAGCUCAUAUAUGUAGGAUCUGCAGAGGAUGAGACAUAUGACCAAUUGCUAGAGAGUGUACUUGUUGGACCAGUCAAUGUUGGGAAUUAUCGAUUUGUGUUACAGGCAGAUCCACCAGAUCCAUCGAAGAUUCGGGAAGAAGAUAUUAUAGGAGUGACGGUACUUCUACUGACCUGCUCUUAUCUGGGUCAAGAAUUUGUCCGUGUGGGCUAUUAUGUGAAUAAUGAUUACGAUGACGAGCAGUUGAGAGAGGAACCUCCCCCAAAGGUACUCAUUGACAAGGUCCAGAGGAACAUUCUCUCCGAUAAACCUCGGGUCACCAAAUUUCCCAUCAACUUCCACCCAGAGAACGGUGGAAGCGGAGAACAAUCCCCUUCACUUGAUCAGCAGCCUACUGAAACUGAUGUCGAUGGGGAGCAACCAUCUGAUUUGCCAACAAAUCCGUCAGAUGAGCAGGUAUCUUAAGCGGCGACAAAACAAAGUCUAUUCCUGACCUUUGGUUUUCGAGCACUUUCAGGACCCACCAUGGUGCCAAAUUGGGAGAUGGUCGAUGCUAGAAUUUCGAUCGUGCCAGGCAUCUCAGCAUGUGAAGAUAUUUUGAGAGUAGCGGUUCAGACAAAGUUUCAAUCUAUGUUGGCUCCUCGACCACUGGUUCUUCUCUUAGCCCGUUUUAAUGAGUUCAUAUUUUUGUUUUUUCUGUUACAGAUGUCGAUUAGUAGGAGGAAUUUUGAUUUCUCUAACUUGCCCUGUGCUCGUAGUGUUCUGAGAAUUUGAAAUGAAAUGUUUGUGGCAAUUUUACAUUUGUUAC